Messenger RNA from Apodemus sylvaticus (European woodmouse), 5994 nucleotides. It is a transcript of the gene Unc5b, whose product is annotated as unc-5 netrin receptor B. The record is from RefSeq and is a predicted model, not a curated record. Bases 433 to 3270 code for a protein of 945 amino acids. The transcript is spliced from 16 exons. Gene Ontology annotation, cellular component: membrane. Gene Ontology annotation, biological process: anterior/posterior axon guidance; netrin-activated signaling pathway. Gene Ontology annotation, molecular function: netrin receptor activity; protein binding. NCBI's taxonomy places the organism in Eukaryota, Metazoa, Chordata, Mammalia, Rodentia, Muridae.
GCGGCGGCGCUGGGCAUUGUGGCCGGCGGCAGGGCGGGUGAGGGCGCCGAGCCGCGGGGAGCGGCAGGGCGCGGAGGGGAGCACACACCCCACUCGGACAGACUUCGCGGCGCGGCCGCUGCGAGCGCCGCUGAGCGCACUCCACUGGGAUCGCACAACUUCGGAGCAGGGCGCGGACGGCGCUCGCAGCAGGAGAGCGCGGAUUCGGCGCACGGGAGCUGGGAUCCCCAGCGGCGUCCGACUCCCGGAGCGCUCCGAGUCGCCGGGCAGCCUCCCGGCGCUGCGUGGUUGCCCGCUGCGCCCGCGGAGGGCACGGGCUGGCGCUGCCGGGCGCCUGCGAGGACUGCGAGGCGAAGGCGAAGGCGAAGGCGGCGAGGCUGGGGACCGGGAAAGAACCCCGAGGGAGAGGCGCCCGGGCCAGGCGACAGGAGCAUGAGGGCCCGGAGCGGGGUGCGGAGCGCGCUGCUGCUGGCGCUGCUGCUCUGCUGGGAUCCAACACCGAGCUUAGCAGGCGUUGACUCUGCCGGCCAGGUGCUCCCGGACUCCUUCCCAUCAGCACCCGCGGAGCAGCUGCCCUACUUCCUGUUGGAGCCACAGGACGCUUACAUCGUAAAGAACAAGCCAGUGGAACUGGGCUGCCGAGCCUUCCCCGCCACGCAGAUCUACUUCAAGUGUAAUGGCGAGUGGGUCAGCCAGAACGACCACGUCACCCAGGAGAGCCUGGAUGAGGCCACAGGCUUGCGGGUGCGAGAGGUGCAGAUCGAGGUGUCGCGGCAGCAAGUGGAGGAACUCUUCGGCCUCGAGGACUACUGGUGCCAGUGCGUGGCCUGGAGCUCAUCGGGAACCACCAAGAGUCGCCGAGCCUACAUCCGCAUUGCCUACCUGCGCAAGAACUUUGACCAGGAGCCUCUGGCCAAGGAGGUGCCCUUGGAUCAUGAGGUCCUCUUGCAGUGUCGCCCCCCGGAGGGAGUGCCUGUGGCUGAGGUGGAAUGGCUCAAGAAUGAAGAUGUCAUCGACCCCGCGCAGGACACUAACUUCCUGCUCACCAUCGACCACAACCUCAUCAUCCGCCAGGCGCGCCUCUCGGACACGGCCAACUAUACCUGUGUGGCCAAGAAUAUCGUGGCCAAGCGCCGGAGCACCACGGCCACGGUCAUCGUCUACGUGAACGGAGGCUGGUCCAGCUGGGCAGAGUGGUCACCCUGUUCCAAUCGCUGCGGCCGAGGCUGGCAGAAGCGGACUCGGACCUGCACCAACCCAGCCCCGCUCAAUGGAGGCGCCUUCUGUGAGGGACAGGCCUUCCAGAAGACAGCGUGCACCACCGUGUGCCCAGUGGACGGAGCGUGGACCGAGUGGAGCAAGUGGUCGGCCUGCAGCACGGAGUGCGCGCACUGGCGCAGCCGCGAGUGCAUGGCGCCGCCACCCCAGAACGGAGGCCGCGACUGCAGCGGGACGCUACUUGACUCCAAGAACUGCACGGAUGGGCUGUGCGUGCUGAAUCAGAGAACUCUAAACGACCCUAAAAGCCACCCCCUGGAACCGUCGGGAGAUGUGGCGCUGUAUGCAGGCCUCGUGGUGGCCGUCUUCGUGGUGGUAGCGGUUCUCAUGGCCGUGGGAGUGAUCGUGUACCGGAGAAACUGCCGGGAUUUUGACACGGACAUCACUGACUCCUCUGCAGCCCUCACUGGUGGUUUCCACCCUGUCAACUUCAAGACUGCAAGGCCCGGCAACCCGCAGCUCCUGCACCCAUCUGCCCCUCCAGAUCUGACAGCCAGUGCUGGCAUCUACCGCGGGCCUGUGUACGCCCUGCAGGACUCCGCCGACAAGAUCCCCAUGACUAAUUCGCCCCUGCUGGAUCCCCUACCCAGCCUCAAGAUCAAGGUCUAUCACUCCAGCACCAUCGGCUCUGGAUCCGGCCUGGCUGAGGGAGCCGACCUGCUGGGUGUCCUGCCGCCUGGCACGUACCCAGGCGAUUUCCCCCGGGACACCCACUUCCUGCACCUGCGCAGCGCCAGCCUUGGCUCCCAGCAUCUCCUGGGCCUGCCUCGAGACCCCAGCAGCAGCGUCAGCGGCACCUUUGGUUGCCUGGGAGGGAGGCUGAGCAUCCCCGGCACAGGGGUCAGCCUGUUGGUGCCAAAUGGAGCCAUUCCCCAGGGCAAGUUCUAUGACUUGUAUCUACACAUCAACAAGGCUGAAAGCACCCUCCCACUUUCGGAAGGUUCUCAGACAGUAUUGAGCCCCUCGGUGACCUGCGGGCCCACAGGCCUCCUCCUGUGCCGCCCUGUUGUCCUCACCGUGCCCCACUGUGCUGAAGUCAUCGCCGGAGACUGGAUCUUCCAGCUCAAGACCCAGGCCCAUCAGGGCCACUGGGAGGAGGUGGUGACCUUGGAUGAGGAGACCCUGAACACUCCCUGCUACUGCCAGCUGGAGGCGAAGUCCUGCCACAUCCUACUGGACCAGCUGGGUACCUACGUGUUCAUGGGCGAGUCUUACUCGCGCUCCGCCAUCAAGCGGCUCCAGCUGGUCAUCUUCGCCCCAGCCCUCUGCACCUCCCUGGAGUACAGCCUCAGGGUCUACUGUCUGGAGGACACCCCUGUAGCACUGAAGGAGGUCAUGGAGCUGGAGAGGACUCUGGGUGGCUACUUGGUGGAAGAACCCAAGCCUUUGCUCUUUAAGGACAGUUACCACAACCUCCGCCUCUCCCUCCAUGAUAUCCCCCAUGCCCACUGGAGGAGCAAGCUACUGGCCAAGUACCAGGAGAUUCCCUUCUACCACGUCUGGAACGGCAGCCAGAAAGCCCUGCACUGCACUUUCACCCUGGAGAGGCAUAGCCUGGCCUCUACUGAGUUCAGCUGUAAGGUCUGUGUGCGGCAAGUGGAAGGGGAAGGCCAGAUUUUCCAGCUGCACACAACGCUGGCUGAGACACCUGCUGGCUCUCUGGAUGCCCUCUGCUCUGCCCCUGGCAAUGCUGUCACCACCCAGCUGGGACCCUAUGCCUUCAAGAUACCAUUGUCCAUCCGCCAGAAGAUCUGCAACAGCCUUGACGCCCCCAACUCAAGGGGCAACGACUGGCGUCUGCUGGCGCAGAAGCUCUCCAUGGACCGGUACCUGAACUACUUCGCCACCAAAGCUAGCCCCACAGGCGUAAUCUUGGACCUCUGGGAAGCUCGGCAGCAGGAUGAUGGGGACCUCAACAGCCUGGCCAGUGCCUUGGAGGAGAUGGGCAAGAGCGAGAUGCUGGUAGCCAUGGCCACUGAUGGCGAUUGCUGAGUGCCUGUGAACACAGGCCUGUGGGGACCAGUCAGAGACGGUGCAAGGAGGCCUGGCAGCCUCUCCACGGGGGUGUCCAGCCUCCACCAUCCCUGGCUCACAGCUGGAACAGUCCCUCACUCCCCUGCCCGCCACAACCCUUAGACCACCACCAGCCUUAGAAAGUCUCUGUGCUCUACUGCCAAGAGUCUGGGACCUUCUGCCCCACCAUUUCCCCAGCUCACUCUGGGGUGGGCUGAGGCCUCUGGGGCAGCUGAAGGCCAGAGACUUUCCCCCUCCAUGACACACCACCCUCAGCCCUGUGACGUUGGGGGCACACAGGUUUCAAUUCUGUGUUCACGUGGUCCUCAGCUAGAGACCGCUCUCCUAUCCCUGGUCCUCUUUGAAGGGUCGAGUUUAGUUCUGGCAAACUGCUUGCUCCUGUCCACAAGCAGAGGGGGUGUGUUGGAGGCGGGGUGGAGAAUGAGUCUCUGAGGUCAUCGAGACUCAGGCUGUGGGAGAGCAAAAAAACCGAUAAGGGCAAAGAAAGACCCAGUUUCUUAGGGAACGCAAAUGAUUUAUUAUCCAGAUACUUGGAUAGGUCCUUUUUACAAAAACAAACAAGCAAAACGGUAAGAAAAGAAAAAAAAAAAACUUUUAUCCUUGUAUGUGGCUACGAGUGGCUAUGCUUGUGAUUUGGGCCAUAGGCGAGUGCACUCGUGGGCACGUGUGUGCGUGAGUGUGUGCGUACAUGGGUGUGGUCAGUAAGAGACUGCACGGGGGAAUGCUUUGCUAUGGCAAGGCCUUAGUUUCCCCAGCUGUGCAGGGAGCUGAGGCAGGGUUUUAGCCAUGGUACUGAGUUCUAAAAUCACAAGCAGAAGCUGAGGCCUGGAGGUCCUCCUACUCUCCAGAGCCCCUCAGCAGGCGCCCUUCUGUGGCCUCCUGGUUUCUGAGGGUCCACAUAGAGGUGCAGGCCAGCUGUGGUCCGGGGAGACUGACCAGGUCUCUUACUUUGCUGGUUCCUGGUCUUGUGUUGGCCAGGGGUAAGGCUCUUACUGAGAGGGAGGGGGUACUCCAGCAAGGGUCCUCUCUCUCUCCCAGGCUCUGUGUCUAGGCUGGCACUAGUCCGUCCGCACCCCUGUGCCUCUAGCCCCCGGUUAUCCACUGAUCUUCCUUCUGGAGUCAGGAGAUAUGAAGGUAACUUUUCUAAGGAGACAGCUAUAUACCCACUCUUGGCCAUAGCCCAUUCUGGGGUGUUCCACAGGGCCACCGGUUUGUCCCUUCAGCCCACAGGCAGUGAUGGAGAUCAGGACCCCACUGUAGACAUAGAGAUCCUACUGGAGGACACUUACCCUAGAGUCAGGGCUUGUUGUAAAACUUCUCUGAACUACCGUUGCAGCCUGGACGUGUCCUGAGCUUUGAGAGUUAGGGCCUCUGUGGGAGGCCAGUUUCAUGGCCAUGCACCCAGCAAGCGUCUGUGCCCUGGUCUUCCUGCAGUGGCUUCUGAGGCGGGGUUCUGAGACUAAGACCAAGGCGCCCCUGGCAUCGUGGUGAACAGUGCCUCAUAGAGUAGUCCUCAGCUUCUGCUGCCAAAGACACUCAUCCCUGUGGGCAUACUCUUGCUGGUCACUGAUAGCCUGCACGUAGAAGGGGGAACUCUGGGAGCCAAGUUGUAGCUGUGCUGUGUGACUUCAGGUGCAGAAAUGCUUUCUCUGGGCUUAAGUGUCCUCCUAUCCUGAGAUGUUCCACGAGGCCCCUUGGGUUCCCACACUUCUCUGGGAAUCCAGCAGAGACAAGUUGAUUGUGGUCUGCGUGCUCUCUCCUUUGCCCGCCCUGGGAAACCUGCCUGCCUGGGCCCCGACUCACUGAGCACUCGGUGAGCGAGUCUCAGUUUACAGUCCGACUCUUAGAAGGUGCUCGGCGUCUGGGGUGCAGAGGCUGGUGCUGGAGCCUGCGGUAGGGCUCCAACCGGACAGUUGGGUAGCAACAGCCCGGGUAAUGUGGGCCAACUCUGGGCUGAGCCAGUCAGGGCUGUUGGGUUGGGUUUCCAUUCCUGCCUCCAAUGAGAUGGAGCCCCAUUCCUGGCCAGCUCGGUGUUGCCAGCUCCUGCAGGGUAUUUCCGUGUCAUCUUGGAUGUAUGUGUGAUUGCCAGUGUGUGUGUGUGUGUGUGUGUGUGUGUGUGUGUGUGUGUAUGUACAUGCGAGUGCGUGCAUGCCUGUGCUCUUCAACUUGGGCACAUCAGGGCACCCUCCCCCCCCAACCCCAACGCACACACCUGUCCUCCCCACACACAUGUGGACAUGACCUCUGUGCCCAGGCUUGUGUCACUGGAGGUGGGCAUGCCUGUUUGCUGUCCCCGAGUCACAGUCAGUCGUUGUAUCUCCUAUGUGCCUCUCCUGCCCUUUCUCAAUGGGGCCAGGCUUCUGAGCUCUGGCCAGAUAACCCCAGAGGGACAGGGACCCCCCUCAUCCCUGGACGUUACAGGGCUUCUCUGGCCCCCAUCUUGAGGCUCCCAGGCGUCUGAGUGAGCGCCUUCCUCCCACCCUCAGUGGUAGGUGGGUGGGAGCUUGGGUGCCAGGCUGUGAACGUGGCUGUGUGUCUGUGGGUUCCGAUACGCUGCGGACGGUGGGCCGGUUCAUUCUGUAAACAACUUGUAAAUAGUCUUUAGCAUUCCUCUUGUAACAAAAUUAAUUUUUAUGAAAUAAAUUAUAUUUCCUAGUCUAACAAAAAAAAAUCCAGAUCUGA